This is a messenger RNA of Rhinichthys klamathensis goyatoka, 2543 nucleotides long. It is a transcript of the gene lgi2a, whose product is annotated as leucine-rich repeat LGI family, member 2a. The coding region runs from base 127 to 1788 and encodes 553 amino acids. NCBI's taxonomy places the organism in Eukaryota, Metazoa, Chordata, Actinopteri, Cypriniformes, Leuciscidae. The transcript has 8 exons. Gene Ontology annotation, molecular function: protein binding. The record is from RefSeq and is a predicted model, not a curated record. Gene Ontology annotation, biological process: inhibitory synapse assembly.
AUCGAGGCUGUUUAACCAUCAUCCACCGUUAUUGGGCGCCCUAAUAAAUAAAUAAGUCGCGAGAGGAUCUGCAGCCGAACUGCUGAUGUCAGGCUCUUCAGUGCUGCAUUUCAUACUGCAGGGUGGAUGACGACCGCGAUCUUCUCUGGAUUCACACAUGCGAGCCUGACAAACAACAUGCGGACUGUCGUGAUAAUAUCGGCGCUAGUAUUAUACCUGGCCCCGUUAGGGAACACGGGGAAAAGGGUUUUUAAAUGUCCGUCCUCAUGUAGCUGCUCCAAGGAGUCUAUCAUUUGCGUCGGGUCCUCGAAUGUCCCGCGAUUCAUUCCCAACGAUGUCAGUUCACUGAGUAUUGUGAAUGGGACCUUCUCUGAGGUCAAGGAGGCGAUGUUCUCACACAUGCCGUCCUUACAGUUACUGUUGCUGAACUCCAAUGCCCUCACUACAGUAAGGGAUGAUGCAUUCUCUGGCCUUCCGCACCUUGAGUACCUGUUUAUAGAAAACAACAAGAUUGAGACAACAUCAAAAUACUCUUUCAGGGGACUUAGGGAUUUGACUCAUCUGUCUUUGGCGAACAACAACAUUAAAGCUUUGCCCAGAGAGCUAUUCAUUGAUCUGGAAUCAUUGAUAGAGUUAGACCUGAGGGGCAAUGUUUUUGAGUGUGACUGCCGAGCGAAAUGGUUGAUGAUGUGGCUAAAGAGCACGAAUGCCACUGUAUCAGACGUCCUCUGCGCCGGCCCUGAGGAGAUGAAGGGCAAAAGGCUCAAUGACAUGGCGAGCUUACAUAACGAGUGUAUCUCUACAGAUUUCAUUCCUCUCCACUCUGUGCCUACGGAGUCUUUGUCUGUGGACACCUUCUCCCACAAGAACGACGUGUACGUGGCCAUCGCUGCUCCUAACGCAGAGAGCUGCAUGAUGCUCCAAUGGGACCACAUCGAGAUGAACUUCAGGAGUUAUGACAACAUCACAGGUCAGUCCAUUGUUGGUUGCAAGUCUGUGAUUAUCCAGAACCAGGUCUUUGUCAUUGUUGCUCAACUCUUUGGUGGUUCCCACAUCUAUAAGUUUGAUGAAGACCAAAGCAAGUUCACAAAGUUUCAGGACAUUGAGGUAUCUAAGAUUUCCAAACCGAAUGACAUUGAGGCCUUUCAGAUUGGUAACGACUGGUUCUUCAUCAUCGCUGACAGCUCUAAGGCUGGUCUGUCCACUCUCUACAAAUGGAACGACAAGGGCUUCUACUCCUACCAGUCCCUUCAUGAAUGGUUUCGUGAUACAGAUGCAGAGUUUGUCAAUUUAGAUGGUAAGGCCCAUCUUAUCCUUGCAAGUCGUUCCCAAGUUCCGGUCAUCUAUCAGUGGAGCAGGAGCACUCAGAAAUUUGCUUUGCAGGGUGAGAUCCCUAACAUGGAAGAUGUAGUUGCUGUCAAGGCCUUUUGGAUCAAAGAGGAGCUUUAUCUGGCCAUGACCCGGUACAUCGGUGACUCCAAAGUCUUGCGUUGGACUGCUAAAGAGUUUUCUGAGGUUCAGGCCCUUCCUUCGAGAGGCUCCAUGAUCCUGCAGCCUUUUUCCUUCAAAGAGAGGAACUACCUGGCUCUGGGAAGCGACUACACCUUCUCGCGGAUCUACCUGUGGGAUGCUGAGAAGAAGGUUUUUGAGCGUUUCAAGGAAGUCUACAUCCAGGCUCCACGUUCCUUCACCGUGGUCUCCACUGACCGGAGGGACUUCGUAUUUGCCUCCAGUUUUAAGGGCAACACACAGAUCUAUGAGCAUAUCAUCAUUGAUCUGAGCCUUUGAGUGCUGUUGUGGACACAGUUAUUGAGGCACGUCUGCUCAGCAGCAACCCCUCCUUUGGCAGUUGGACAUUUUUCUGGGCAAUACAAUUAGUGGGUUUUGUAACAAGAGAGGUCUGGGAAGCAAACGUAAUAUGGAAUUAUCAGGUUCAUAGUAAAAUAAGAACAUCAUGCAUCUGUGUUGUUUUACAUAGAUUCUAGGAAGGCCCUGACAUUUUUCUGUUGUACUAUAUUAGAAUUGUUAUAUGUUAUAUAUAACAAUUCCUCAGCCCUGCUGAAUCAGAGCAUUUCUUCCGAAAGUAUGGUGCAAGGACUGCGUAAAAGAGUUGCACUUGUCACAUGUAACAACCUAAAUCACUCCUCCAUAACGAUAUAUACUGUACCUUUGAGAGCCUUUCAUAUCUCUGUAUGCAACCGCUGAUGGCAUGCAUGAUGUGGCUGCAACAACAUUCAAAAAAUACAAUCUUCAGAGCUGGCAUGCAGAUCGACAAGUGAUACAGGUGAAAAAUGCAGUCAUAUUAUCUUUAGAAAUAUUAAGUAAUAUUUUACCUCAUUGUUCACCAUUUAUUGAAAUCAUCUCUUUUGAUGAUCUAAGUUGUAAUGUCAAGUAAUUAGUCAGUUAAAAAGAUUCGCCUUUAUCACAUUUAGCCUAUUAGGAUCUGUUCAGAGUGUAGCAAAUCGAAACUUGCAGAAAUAUUGGUUUAUGUGGUUGGGUGUAUUGAAUUCAAGAAUAAAGCCUUUUGUGAAUUGAAAAAAUAA